Molecule: messenger RNA, 1569 nt
Organism: Besnoitia besnoiti
Lineage: Eukaryota; Apicomplexa; Conoidasida; Eucoccidiorida; Sarcocystidae
Exons: 3
Coding region: 1-1569 (522 amino acids)
Source: RefSeq, a predicted model, not a curated record
AUGGAUUCUCAACAUAAGUUCGGUGGCGCGCUCGUCUUGACGGGGUGGAGCCGUCUGGCCGCCCUCUGUUGCCUGCUGUGUAUUCUCUGCAGUCUGCCAUUUCCGCAGUCCUGUUAUUCUUCUAGUGGCGUUUCUGUGAGAAAUGCAUGGCCGUAUUCCUUGCUGGAAGCGACCGCUGCAGAGCUCCGAGGUACCUCUUCUUCAGCACCGCCUGCAUCAAUGGAACACACGGAUACCACAUCCCACGGAACAAGAGAGUACUCCUCCGCAAAACUGGCAGAAAACACGAAUACCGCAGUACCGGUAGACCACAGGGAUCCCCAAGAAGAGCAAACAGCAGAGAAGACAACAGAAAACUCAGAAACAGUUGAGUCAGACGUACAAAAGGAAAUCCAUUCAGAUGUGUCUUCCGCUGCAGAAGAGGGCACGCAUGAAAUCCCCGAUGACCGCCCCUCCAAGGGACCAGGCCAGGAGGAGCUCACAGCACAGCAUCCCCCGAGUUUGAGUCAAGAAGAGGAUAUCGACGAUAUCCAAGAGCGCGGAGAGACGCCACUUGAAGAAUACGAGCAAUGGGUUACGGCAUAUGAUAUCCCUGAGCAGCUGAGGAGGAGAAUCGAAGGUGACGAUCCCCUGUACUACAAUCUUGUGAUUGAAGAAAGGCUCUACUUGAUGGAACCGCCAGUCGGCGCAUAUCGGGAACAAAGAGACGAGUCACCUGAAAGUGAUGAGAUAUCUCCAGCAGAAGAACCUUCACACGUAGAUUCUGCGGAACAGUAUGCACAGAAGAACGGUGUGUAUGCCAUGUGUUACGCAAGGAACGAAGACGAGAUCUGGCAGCGCUGUGCUGCGGCCAGCGAGGCUGCGGAAGGGGUCUACAUUCAGAUGCACGAAAUGAUGGACUUCGGACGUCUUGUGGAUCCCGAUGAGGUCGAUCCAUCUACAGUUACCGCCAGCCUUUCAGAAGAUCACUAUCAGAGGACCCUGCGCGACCUGGGGACGUCGUGGUUCGCAGCCAUUAAGGAAAUGAAGGCGGCGACAGGUCUUAGGGUAGCAGGCAUUUGGUUCGGACCGCCCGACUUUGACAAGAUCGAUGCAGUCCUUAAGGAGAACCCGGGUGUCUUUGAAGGCGUGUAUGUUGACUGGGAAGACGGAGUCGGAGCUUGUGUCGACAAGAUAGAACGCCCACCAAGGACAACCACGAAGGGUGAACCCACUUGGUGGGCAGAUAAGCCAGACUUCUUCUUCAGAUAUUACAUGGGCGGUCAAGACGCGAGCACAUGCCUGCUGCAAGACAUGUCACCCUACUCGUUCGACAGCUACGUUCGCGCCGAUCGCGAAAUGAAGAUCCCGGAAGAGUGGGUGCCUAGUUUUCCAUGCUUCGCUGGCCACCAAGGAAGGUGCUACCGGGCGUUCAGGGCUAACAUCGCAGCCAGCUGCGACGCCGCACAACAAAGGUUCAUUUUUGCACCUUACGAGAGGACUUCGGACAAACUUCUAACGAUGUUCAGAGAAGGGUGCAAGGCUGUCGGAUACGGUGUCCCUCCUCAUGACGUUGUCCAGUUUGUUUGA